Messenger RNA from Dermacentor andersoni, 719 nucleotides. RefSeq names its product cystatin-2-like. Lineage: Eukaryota; Metazoa; Arthropoda; Arachnida; Ixodida; Ixodidae. Gene Ontology annotation, cellular component: cytoplasm; vesicle. Gene Ontology annotation, molecular function: cysteine-type endopeptidase inhibitor activity. The record is from RefSeq and is a predicted model, not a curated record.
AAGAUGCGACACCAGACUAUAUCUUCGGACGGCACUCGAAAACUACGCUAUUCUCGGAAGCAGUGUCGGGCUGUCGACAACACCUCCGUCGCCACUCCUGCCACUUGAAGUUUCGGCGGCCGGCGAAGCAUUCUAGCCUCUGGCAGUUGCUGCGUAUCCUCAAUUAGAACAGUCUCGCUGUCUGCCUACAUCCAAGAACCUUGCAAGGUGACUAUGGCUUCUUGGACCAUCACCGCGUGUAGGAUCGUCGCCUUGUUUGUUGUCUUCCAAUGCUGCGCAGCUGAUCCUGUGCUCGUUGGCGGUUGGACGAGGCAAAACGUUGGUGACAACGCGCUGUUCGAGGAACUGGCGCACUUCGCCGUAUCACGACAGGUUGGCGACCGGGAGUUCUUCGACACCGUGCUCGAACUGGUGGAUGUUCAGACUCAGGUUGUGGCCGGUACAAACUACCGAAUAAAGUUCAAGACUGCCGAAUCAACAUGCAGGGUAACGGAAACUUACAGCAAAGAACUUUGCCUUCCCAAGUCCAGAGAGGAGGUCAAGGAUACCUGCAGCGCUGUCAUCUACGACGUGCCGUGGCUGAAUGAACGAUCGGUGUCCUCUUUCACAUGUGAAGGAAAUGCUGUUUCCACGUAAAGAAAGAAAUGCAUGACAUCUUGAAAGAUAGCAGUUCUCAUUGUUCAAUUUCAUAUGCAGAAUAAACUCUUAUAUAAUAAAGU